AUGGACGACAUUCUUUUAAGAAGGCUUAGGCUCAUUAACGACAAACUCACUACGGACUUAGAAAUAAUUCCUGAUAUAGUAAAUUCAGAAAACUUAAUGCAGGCUCAAAUUGCAUACAGUAAAUUGGAAGCGUCUCUGAAAAGGCUUGGCAGCUACCUGAUAGAAUAUUUCAGACUAGCUUCGACUCCCGCGUCCGAUGAAAUCUGCUUAAUAAGUGAAGUACAACUUCAAGCCGAGGAGACUUUAGCGGAGCUUAAGGUGAAGAUCGACCAAGUGACUUCGACGAACAAACCUUCCGAGAAACUAACAGAACCGAACUCCUCGUGCCGACUUCCUAAACUUCAACUGCCGGUGUACAGCGGGGACGUACUAGCCUGGUGUGAAUUCUGGGACGUCUUCAGAAGCAACAUCGAUUCAAGGAACCUGCCUGAAGUGGACAAGCUAUCAUAUCUUAAGACUUCAGUGGCAGGAGAUGCCAAGAAAGCCAUUGACGGACUGUCAACUACUAAUGCCAACUAUGAUAUCGCAGUUUCGAUAUUGAAAGAGCGGUUUGGCAAGACGUCUCAUUUAAUAGAUGCACACUAUGCUGCACUAUAUAAGGUUAAGAUGGCAAAAGGCUCCGCUGAAGAUUGCAGGAAGACAUUCAACGAAAUUGAGAAGCAUCUUAAAAUUUUAGAGUCGUUAGGUGAAGAUAUUAACCACAAUCAUCUACGAUUCAUGCUAUUGGAGAAAUUUCCUUCGGAACUAGUAUACGAAAUAAAACUAAAAGUUAAUGAUGAAUCUAUACAGGAACUCAGAGGCCAGUUAGAUAGAAUUAUCACCGCUAAGGAGGAUUCAGAAAGGAUCUCGGGCAGGAAACGCCCUCAUGAAACGGAAGAUAGUACCGUUGGAACUCUUCAUAUAAACGCAAAACGUGCGAAAUACGCAAACCAACCCCAACCACAACACAGUAACCAGAAGAAACAAAACCAACAAGGAGGCUUUGAUAGAAGAUCGGUGCAGAUCAAGAAGUUUAUUGGUUUUAAGAAACAGAAUAAAGGGAACAGACCGAACCAAACUCAAACUUCAAAUAAAGGUCAAUCCGAACCUCAGCCAGGCCCCUCUGGAGAGAAGAAAGAAUGGGUAUGCGUCUUUUGCAAAGGGAAUCACUUUAAUGACAAAUGCACUGAAGCUACUACCUUGGUAGAAAGAAAGAAACGACUAGGAAAACGAUGCUUCCUAUGUUUUAAGUUAAAUCACUUUAUGAAAGAUUGCAAGAUCGGUCAAGGAAGGCCCGGUGAAGAAACAGUUGUGACUGUCCUAGAAGAGGGUAUUACAACGCUCCAAACAGCAAUAGUUUAUGCAAACCCCUUAGAUGAUAAAAAUAAACAAUAUAAAUAUAGACUUCUUUUAGAUCCCGGUUCUCAACGCUCCUAUGUCACGUUUCAAACGGCCAAAGAAUUGAAGCUUCCCGUCGAAGAAGAAAGUCAUUUAGUAGUGUUCACCUUUGGUGAUGAUCCUCCUAAAGAAAUACACAGCCCUAUAGUUACUCUACAGUUGCUGUCAAGAACAAAUAAGAAGAUAGUUAUACGGGUUAACUGCGUAGAACGUAUUUCAAGAGGGUACAUACCUAAUGUCAAGAUGAAGGACUUACCGGAGACAUAUGUACUAGCGGAUGACGGUUCGUUAAGCGGACCAGUACAGAUUCUGGUCGGAAACGAGUACUAUUGUAACAUAACCUAUGAGAAGAAAGUACAAUUGGACAGUAACCUGUUUCUGAUCGACUCUGCCCUUGGUUGGAUAAUAAGUGGUAGAACAGAAUCACAACUUAGUGACGAACCGUACGUAGUGACUUACACUCAGACUUGCAUUGAAACGAAGCUUCAUCAACCAGACCCACCUCUUUGUGAUGCUGACAUAAAGAGCCUUUGGGAACUAGAAUGUAUAGGUAUCAGUGAUUCCCCAAGAGCAACUAGAGAAGAAGAAGCGAUCAAGCGGGUAGAAGAGAUCAGAAAGAAUAAAGAUCUGGAGAUCAGAUACCUUUCAACAGACCUGAAUCCAGCAGACGUAGGCACCAGACCCACCUGUUCGAGAGAGGACAGAGAGAAAUGGCUGACUGGUCCACAAUUUAUAGUAGAAGAUCCUAAGACGUGGCCAACUACAUCUAGCAGUGGACCAACCAGUUCUCUCUUGAUUGGGGAGGGUCUUGGAAUCCAAGAAGAAGAACCGAUGGAAACAGUUGAUCCAGACAUACCCGAUGUUAGUCCGAUGGAAACGAGACAUAGUGCAACCGCAAAAGAAGUAACCGCACAAGAAAAUGAUCAGACGCCAGAUGAUAAGUUUCUAAGGUUGAAAGAAAUUCAAGCUGAAUACUUUCCUCUAGAGGUAGAAGGAAAAGUAACUAGUUUAAGUUUGAAUUUAGGCGUAUUUAAAGACAUAGAUGACUUACUAAGAUGUAAAGGUCGUAUGAAACAUGCAGACUGGUCAUUUGAUAAACGCUACCCUAUACUUAUACCGAAAAAUUCAGACUUCACCAACGAAACUAUAAUGAAGAUUCAUCGAGAAAAUAUGCAUGUUGGCGUGAGUCACACGUUAAGCAAGAUAAGGGAAACUUACUGGAUACCACAAGGAAGAAGCAAAGUUCAAAAUAUUUUGAGGAAAUGUCCUGAAUGUAAGAAACAUGACGGAGGGCCAUAUAAACUACCGGAAACUCCUGCUUUACCGAAAGAGAGGGUUAAUUAUAGUUCUCCAUUUACAUACGUUGGCACAGACUACCUGGGACCACUUCUAGUUAACAAUGGGAAUGGCAGUUGCAAAAGGUGGAUUAGCCUCUACACAUGUUUAGCUGUAAGAGCCAUUCAUCUAGAAGUUGUAAAGGACCUAACGGCGGAAGAAGGUUUAAUGGCCUUACGUAGAAUGAUCUCAACAAGAGGAGUACCUUCCUUGAUAACGUCUGAUAACGCGGCUCACUAUAAGUUACUCUCAGAGAUUCUUCAGAUCCCAUACUGCUUAGAUAAGGAGAUAAGAUGGAAAUUUAUACCACAGUUAGCACCAUGGCAUGGAGGUUUCUACGAAAGAUUGGUCGGUUUAGUUAAGAACUGUAUGAAGAAAACUUUACAGAAACAUCUAUUGAACGACAGCCAGCUCGUUACAGCGGUAAAAGAAAUUGAAGCAGUUCUGAACACAAGACCAUUAACAUACGUGGAUUCAGAGCCUGAUCAUGUACUAAAACCAUCAGACUUCCUUACCAUGGGAAAGUGUAUUACUAUGGAAACGUCGAAUAAGGAUCCUACGUCACAAGGGACGGUGACUAAAGAUAACCUAAUUAAAGGUUGGAAGAAAGCACAGAUAAUUCUACGAGAGUUUAAAGAGAUGUUUGAGAACAGGUACCUCCUAAAUUUGAGAGAAAGAUAUUCCCACCACCCUAAAGAACCUAGGGUGACUUCAAAGUUAGAACCGAAGAUAGGUCAAAUCGUGCAGAUUAAAGGUGACACGAGGAAUAGGAUCAACUGGAAAGUUGGGAAAAUAGUAUCUUUAAGGGAAAGCGCCGAUGGAUUAUGUAGGGUUGCCACGGUACGAGUAGGAGAUACCGAAUACACAAGAUCUAUCACGCAUCUCUACCCUUUAGAGAUCGAAGAGGGAGAAGAACACUGUAAACAAACAUCACCUUAUAACGAAAGCGCAGAAGAACCUCUGCAGCUUCCUGACCUUCCACCUCCAUCUUGCGGGAACGUUGACGUCCAAGACGUUGCUGAGUCUCCUUCUGAACAAAGAUUCACUCCAGUAACAGCUAGAGAUGAUCCAGAAGAAGAAGUUCUACCAUAUGCCUCGCCAGUAGAGGAAAGGAGUUCCUUCAAACAAGUAGUAGAGUCUACAUCUAGUAAGUUAAACGAGCCUAAGCCUAAGUCUAUGUCCGAACCAGAACCACUCGCGGUCGUCGACCCCGAGUAUUACGACCACACUGAUCCCGAGCUACACCACUUGGAGGAAAUUGCGCCAGAAGGACAAGAAGACGAAUCAAGACCUAAAAGAGCCGCAGCUCUUCGGGCCCUUGAAAAGAUUAAAGAAUGGACCAGCAAUCUAGUCGCUGUGCUUCUGCCUGAGGCGGGGAGUGUCGCGACAGACGCGAAUUUAUAA
Molecule: messenger RNA, 4116 nt
Organism: Cydia strobilella
Lineage: Eukaryota; Metazoa; Arthropoda; Insecta; Lepidoptera; Tortricidae
Exons: 3
Coding region: 1-4116 (1371 amino acids)
Biological process (GO): DNA integration
Molecular function (GO): nucleic acid binding
Source: RefSeq, a predicted model, not a curated record